Molecule: messenger RNA, 2766 nt
Organism: Penicillium brevicompactum
Lineage: Eukaryota; Fungi; Ascomycota; Eurotiomycetes; Eurotiales; Aspergillaceae
Exons: 1
Coding region: 1-2766 (921 amino acids)
Molecular function (GO): triacylglycerol lipase activity
Source: RefSeq, a predicted model, not a curated record
AUGGCUUCAAUUCCUGCCGACCGACCGGAUUCUUCACGUCUAGCGCCGGAGAGCGCUACGGCCGCCGUUACGUCACCUAAACACCAAGCCGUAUAUUCCUCCUCGUCCUCGAACCUAGCCGUAUCCGAUUCCCCCUCGCAUUACUCGUCCUUCUCCAGCUCCGACAGCGAUGAUCCGAUCCCGCACUCCACCGAGGUUACCGAUGAAGAUGCCGCCGGCGACGUGGUGGGCGUCAGCAUUGGGCGCGAACAGAGCCGCAUGAAAGCCCGCGCAACACCCCUCGAAGAGAAAAACCGUGUCUUGGAACAUUACGGUGGAUAUUUCGAGUCAAUCCCAGACUCGGUCGGCGAGGACGGUCUGUUCGUGUCCGAGCUCACAGCCGAGCCCGAGUCGGAGGACCCGGAGGAGCCGAAGAAACACCAACCGCGUGAAGGAACAUAUGGCGAAAAGGAGCAGGCCACCUACCCCUUUGUGCAGCAUAAACCACCGGAGCAGCAUCUUGCACAUGGCCCACGAAGCGAUCUGUUUGCCUCGGCUUCCGAGAAGCCUCCGUCGAAAGAUACGGCACUCAGCCAGCGGUCGGGGUUCGUUGGAUCCUUGUUAAAGAACACCCUGCCUCGCAGACCACGCGCCUGGUCUGGUGAGUUGAAAAGAUUCUUGCCCGAUUUCGCAUCUAUAAGAAAGCGCCCGUCACUAUCGUUCCGGAACCCCAAUAGCCAAAACCGAACCCGCAGUCAGACUGUUGCUCCCGCAGCGAAACAGAAUUCAGGGAUUCCAAAGCGAACCUCAUCUCUAGUGGUCCGGCGUCCCCCGCAGUCACCCCUUGCGCCGGAUAGCUUCAGUAAUGACGAUGACGAGUCGGCUCAGCCAAUCCCAGAAUUGCGGGCCCCCGAUGGGACCUCGGCUGCGAAGCAUUCUUUCGCGAGGCGACCAAGCUCGGCGAUGCCCGGUCGGCCUCCAAGUCUGCGUAGAUCCUCAUCAGAUCAAUCGUUGUAUUUGCGUGCAUCUUCCACGGCAUCUUCCCUUGAGCAGCGUCCCCUGUAUGAAAACGUGCAUGCUCAGGUCAACAGCCGCUUCAAGGCUAUCAAGGAUAGUCUCCAAGAUUCCAGUAGUAGGCUACUGAGUAUGCCCACUUUGCAUCUGCAGGAUAUGCGUCCGGACUGGGGAUCUCGACCGUUCUUGCCUGAGAUUGGAAGUAACUCGAGCAAUGGGAAUCUCAACGGAACUGACAGGGGCUUACCGUCACAACGGACUGCUAGUCCACCUCCUCCACGGGCCAACCCUGAUCCAGCACACCCUAUUUUGGAGGAAGCCAUGGCAGAACUCACCGGAGAUGUCGUGAUUCUUGGAGGAUAUCGCGGGUCUAUUCUGCGAUCCGCAAAACCACCCCAACGACAGCUUUGGGUGCCGAUGAAAGUUGGACUCAAUCUUCGUAAGGUGGAUUUGGAAGUCGGGUUAAACCCAGAAGAUGAGGAGCGCAUGGAAGAGACUAUCAUCCCCUCGGGUGUUCUCUCUCAUGUCGGUCCCGUCGACGUCUGUCGGCGCUUGAUGAAGCGGCUCCGCAAGAGCGACAAUGCCAUGCGAGGUGAUCUGCGUGUUCACGAUUAUGGAUACGACUGGCGUCUCAGCCCUGAACUGCUUUCCCGCCGGCUGAUUGCCUUCCUCGAGAAACUUCCUUGCAACCAGCAGUCGACGCCCGGGGAGCCUAGACGCGGCGCAACCGUCAUCGCACACAGCCUGGGCGGUCUUAUCACGCGGCACGCAGUGAACGAGCGGCCCGACCUCUUCGCCGGAGUCGUGUAUGCAGGUGUCCCGCAACACUGUGUGAACAUCCUCGGGCCUCUCCGCAACGGCGACGACGUCCUCCUCAGCUCGCGCGUCCUGACAGCACAAGUCAACUUCACCUUCCGCACGAGUUUCGCCCUCCUCCCAGAAGACGGCCACUGCUUCAUAGAUAAACAAAGCAAAAAGGAAUUCCGCGUUGACUUCUUCAAUGCUCAGACCUGGGACGAUCACCAUCUCUCACCCUGCGUCAAACCAGCCCUGCCCGUCCCAACAACCGUCAACAACGGACUGGGUCUGAAAGACAUCCCCAUCAUCGGCAAGCGUUUCUCCAUGCCCCUGCCACCAGACACAAACGACUCAGACAAUUACGAACCCCCACAUCCCACCAUAGAAACAGACAAGGACAUCACAGCCCGCAACCCCCAACACAACCCACACAGCGUCCCCAACCCAGCAGCCUAUGCCGCCUACGCCGCCGAGAAAGCCCAGAACCCCGCUGACGGCAUCGUGGGCCCUCAAGCACACCCCCGCGGCAGCGCAGGUACCAGCAAAAUCGCAACAACGUGCACGAUCCCGCGCGCCGCCGCAAUGGAGUAUCUCCAACGCACGCUGACAGAAACCAAGCGAUUCAAAUCAAAUCUUGCGUUCCGACCAACACAUCACUCCGAGAACAAGUACCCGCCUGCAGCGGUGCUAUAUGGCAAGUCCGUGCCGACUGUCUAUGGUGCGCGCGUCGUCUCAGCCGAAAGUAUCAAACAGGUUGAUGCGUAUGACGAUCUUGCGUUCGCGGCUGGCGAUGGUGUUUGUCUUGCUAGUGCUGCGAUGUUGCCGCCUGGGUAUCGGAUUAUCAAGGAUGGGUUGGUGAAGAGUGAUCGUGGGCAUGUUGGGUUGCUUGGUGAUCUGGAGGGAGUUGGGCAAUGUCUGAAGGCUAUUCAUCGGGGGAGGAAGGAGGGGGUUGGUCUUGGUGAGAAGGAGUUGUGA